AUUAAACUCGACAAGGCUGAUGAUGCCGUUGAUGACAUGUACAAUGGCUGCAGAGAGAAAAUGGAGAAGAAGGUCAUUAAGACAUACUUCAGAGAAGAGUUAAAUCUCACCCAAGACCACAUGCAGGCAAUCUGUGCUUAUACAUCUGACAUACACAAAAUUUAUAAAGAAUUCAAUGAAGCUGUACACAACGAGAGGAAAAACUACACCCGCUCCUUCGAAUUUAAAUUCCACUCUUUGCAUUUCUGGCUGACUUCUGCCAUACAAAUCCUGAAUAAAAAACGAAAGUGUCAAACUUCUUAUAGAAGAACUAAAGUUAGUUUUACCGGCAAACUUCGCGACGACAUUCGGUUUGGUACGUUUGCCUCCAGCUCUAAACUUACAGAUCGUACAGAGUUUGGUAGCAAGACCUGCUUUGAAAUUGAGACCUGCUUAGGAGCCUACCUGAAGGAUUAUUCAAGCCUAGAAACAGAGCAAGAGGUGCUUAUACCCCCCUAUGAAAUAUUCAAGAUAACCAAUAUUAUUGAAGGUAAGGGUGAAUAUAAACCUAUGCCUGACUGUGAGAAGGUCUUCAUUCUGAAAAGUAAACGAAAAUCUAAGAGUAAGCUCAACUGCAAAGCUGCAAAGUAAUGAGAGAGCAGAGUUUCCCACAUCAUCAUUUAUGACUGUGCAGGAUUUACAUUGAUGUCUAUGUGCAGCAGACUGUAUAUCUGAACAGGAUCAAUACAUGAGUGAUAUCAGA
Molecule: messenger RNA, 742 nt
Organism: Scomber japonicus (chub mackerel)
Lineage: Eukaryota; Metazoa; Chordata; Actinopteri; Scombriformes; Scombridae
Product: ecto-ADP-ribosyltransferase 4-like
Molecular function (GO): NAD+-protein-arginine ADP-ribosyltransferase activity; NAD+ poly-ADP-ribosyltransferase activity
Source: RefSeq, a predicted model, not a curated record